Messenger RNA from Stylonychia lemnae, 864 nucleotides. The record is from the annotation of a GenBank genome assembly. Lineage: Eukaryota; Ciliophora; Spirotrichea; Sporadotrichida; Oxytrichidae.
AUGGCUAUAAUCUCGCCUUCAAUGGAGAUCCUAUUUAUUGACAUUGUAAAAGGAUUGAAUUCUAGAGUAUUUGAGAAUAAGAGCGUAAGUGACCUUGCUUCAGAACACAUUAGCAAACUUAUUGUUAAUACUUCCAGAUAAGCUGGCAGCGAUGGUAGACAUAUUUCUUCCUCAUGGUUUCCCUGGAUGAGUGAUGAUAUGAUGAAAUACCUCAGAAUUGGAUUAACUACUUUGCUCUUAUCAUUUACUGGUCAAGCUUUAUUUAAGGCAGGUCUUGAGAAAUUUCCAUGGUAUAUGUCAUAUUGGGCAGCUUUUGGAGCUAUAGGAGUAGAAAUUUUACUACUAGUAUCCCAUUUCAGAGUCUAGAGUGAUAUCUAUGACAAUAUGGUGAAAGCAGUUUUUGAGAUAGCCUAUCCAUACACAAUGCUUACCACGAUACUUUAUUGGGGAGUAUAUUAUGAAAAAGGCUGGCUAGUAUGGAGUGAUUUUCAAACAUGGUUUGACUCAUUAUUCAUUCACGUUCUACCAGUUAUCCUUCUGACCGUCGAUUGGUUGUUUAAUAAUGUUAUCUUUGAUUAUUAAAGAGGAUCAUUAAGAAUACUUUGGUUAACCUUAUCCUACAUUUCAUUGAACUAUUUGGCUUAGGACAUUACUGGUUAUGAUCCUUAUCCAUUUGUAACAUGGGAUGAUUGGUCUACAUUAGGUUGGAUCUCACUUGUUGCUGGUACAAAUGAAGUCUUAUUAAUGGGCACAGCUUUUCUUACCAAUUACAUGAAGACUGGCUCUGGAGUAUCACCAACUCAAAACUUGAUCAAGGUUUUUCCAGUUGAAUUAUCGUUUCUGACCAAACUUGCUGGUAUUUGA